Peniophora sp. CBMAI 1063 is the source of this 1749-nucleotide messenger RNA. The record is from the annotation of a GenBank genome assembly. NCBI's taxonomy places the organism in Eukaryota, Fungi, Basidiomycota, Agaricomycetes, Russulales, Peniophoraceae.
AUGUAUGUACCUCACGCUCCAGGCUCGGGCUUUCCGUUUGUCGAGUUCGAUAUUUCCCAGUCCGCCUCGGGCGCUCCCGUUCUGUGCGCAUGGCCUCUUAGUGGGCAGUACGGCGUCGGCUCGCGAUAUCUGUACUAUGCGCUGGUGCUCGUUAGCAUAUUCUUUCUGAAGACGGACUGGAUGCGUGGUGCGGCCACGGCGGCGGCUCUUAUAUACGCUGCCGUCGCUGCCCUUCAUGCCAUCAUCCUUGCGGUAUACUCGCAGAAGCAUGUUGUUGACAUGGAUAUAUUUGGCGCGUUCCAGAUAUUGGCCAUCGGAGUCCUGUCGGCGCCAAUCACCGUCAGAUAUUCGAGGGUCUACUUCCAGACAGACGGACGUAAUAUCAUCUUCUUGUGGACUCUACUCGUGAUCGCAGGUCUCUUAAGCCUCGUCGCUUGCUUCGCUCGUGCUACCGAACAAACAUGCGUGGACUCAAGCGGCAAUAAUGUCACCAUAGCCAACUUCACAGCGAGCAUGAGUAGCAGUGAUCUUGACCUGUGUAACCUUGGGUGCGGCACAGCGUUCUCGCCAAUUCGACAGGAUCCGCAGAACCCUGCUCAGUACAUCCUAGUGCCGCACAAAGGGAUGACGCUUGAUACUGCCACACUGCUUUGCGCUGCCUGCUGCAUUCCGGCGCUCCUCAGCCUGAUUGUCAUGUGGCAAAAGGUCAUGAGAGCCAACUGGCAGCUACUAUACGGCAGCAAACCCGAAGAGGAUACACCGCCGCGUGUCAUGGCCCCAUCCCCAAUAUCUCCCGAGUUCCGCAACGCAAGCGACAGUCGUUUACGUCGUGAAGAGAAGAAGAUGGAUGCGAUUAUCAAACGCGGGCUGAACCUUGUCGAGCGCAUUGUAUACUGCGUCUGUAUCUUGACGGUUGUGGUCCUGGGAGAGGAGAACUUUUGGAGUCCUGAGACGCGCUUGGGUGUCGAGCCGAUGUCUUCUGUUGGUCAGUGGGCUCCAAUCGUUGGUGCAGUAUUUGCGGCUCUUGGAUCGGCGUACACCUCAUGGUUGAGCCCUCGGCUGCCUGAAGAUGCGCAAGCGGAUAUGCGAACAAGCAACCUCGGUCUCAUCAGGCUCACGGAUUCUCCUCACAACAUGAGCGAGCUACCGACACCCGAUGUGCCACAGCCUCCGCUCACAAGUGGCCGACACCGUCGCCGAAGCUCUACUCUCCGAGAAGAGAUGCACCAUCAUCGCCAGCAGUUUGCUCGCGGGCUUGAGCGUGUUGUGGCCUUGACAACGCCGGCAGUCGAUCGUUUCGCGGACGAUAUCACGAAGACGCCUGGGCACGAUCAGUUCCGGGACUAUCCUCUCGUUCCGGGCGAAGAGUUACGCUCUGACCACUGGGAGGAGGAUGUACUGCGGCACCGUCUAGUAACGGGACGCAGUCGGAGCGUACAGAGCGUGGCCUCUGUUAUCAGCGGCGCAAGUGGCUCGAGUCAAGGAACACAGGAUGCUCGUCCGGGGCUGAUACGUGCGUCCUCCAUCGGAAGAACAGACUCUGGCGGUCUUCUUGCGUUACCGACGUGGUCGACGCAAUCCGCCAGAAUCGGCCCUACGUCGUUGAUCUUCGGCCCUGCUGAGUCGUCGGAGAGUGCCGUCGAGGACGAUGAUGCUAUUAUCAUGGUGAACCGCAGCUCCAGCUCGCCAUCGUCCAGCCCUUCCUCCAGCCCACCGAUCAUCGUCGUAACUUCAGACGAGUCUCCUUGA